UGACCGGGCAGCGAAUCCUCAGGCUGUAACGCGACUCCAGCGUCGCCGACGGGGGCAGGGCUUUGGUUUAGUGCGGUGCCGCUACAACCCGGAGCCAGACUGGGAAACGCCGCGGCCGGUGAGGUACGAGGAUGAUGUAGCCAAGAGAGGGAACACCAUCAUCGACAGACGGGCUCGCAUGCUUCCCAACAAAGAGAGACCAAAUCCGGUCGCGAAUCCGUAGCCUCCAACUUGGCAAAAUGAGCUGACAAUGAUUUUUGUAUGUAUUUUUAUACGGCAUUUUUUAUUUGCUCAUCCUGGCUGGGGUAUGUGAUUUUUUUUUUUCGUCUAAUAAUAAAGGUGCAUUGACAUCUAUGUGUGCGUCGCCUCCAUCCGCACCGUCAGUCUCAUUUUAAGGUUUCCCGUCGCAUGGAAGGAUCCGCAAUAAGGCGUAGAAACCAUUUAAAGCUGUUAUUUGCGAAAGGUAACUAAGAAGUUGAUUUCUGGGUUUUACGGGCCCUGUUGUGUUUUUUUUUGUACCGUAUCAAAAUGAUGAACUCGAUACUUUUCGCCGAUGCGCUGUCAGCGACCACGAUGCCCGGCAACGCGGCGCCCACUUCGGGCUCGGGCGCGAUGACUAGCGUGCUGCGGAAUGACCUGGGCUCCAACAUCCACGUCCUGAAGACGCUGAAUCUCCGCUUUCGCUGCUUCCUGGCCAAAGUCCACGAACUGGAGCGCAGAAACAAACUGCUGGAGAACCAGCUCCAGCAAGCCUUGCAGAAGUCCCGCUACAGUGCACUGUACAGCCGUGAUGCGGCGGUCCAGGCGGACCUCGCCCCGGCGGAGCCGCAAUUCCAGGGACAUUUCCGUCAUUCCAGGUUGCCGGGUACCAUCUGGAGCUUCACCCACGUGAGACGACACGGGGAGCGCUUGGAGACCCUUCAGGGCCCGGGGGUAACUUGGACGCACCCGGACGGGGUCGGGGUCCAAAUCGAUACCAUCACGCCAGAAUUACGGGCGUUGUACAACGUGCUGGCCAAAGUCAAGCGAGAAAGAGACGAGUACAGGAAGAAGUGGGAAGAGGAGCUGUCUAAACGUCAACAACUGGAGUCCAUGGUGGAGACACUGCAGGAGAACGUCCAGGAGUCAGAUGCCAUCCAGGAGGCACUAAAUGAGAAGGUGGACCGGCUGAAGGCCGAGCUGGUGGUCUUCAAGAGCCUUGUGACUGACCAAAUGUCCGACCUGGACACUAAGAUCCAGGAGAAGGCCAUGAAAGUGGACAUGGACAUCUGCCGGCGCAUCGACAUCACGGCAAAGCUGUGCGACGUCGCCCAGCAACGAAACUCAGAAGACAUGUCCGUCAUGUUCAACGUGAGCCCAUCCAGGGAGGCGGCGACCCGUAAGAAGGACCGAAAAGUAAUGUCAGACGAGGACAAUUCAGAGAUGGACGCUGACCCCAGCACCUCGGAGGAGGAGGUGGCCGGUUCGCUCAACAUCACCGAUGAGAUGAAGCGCAUGCUGAACCAGCUGAGGGAGACGUUCGACAUUGACGACGACUGCGACAGCUUGACGUGGGAGGAGAACGAGGACACCCUUCUGCUGUGGGAGGACUUCACGAACCUCAACGCACCCUCUGCCCUCUGCGUGGCUGGCUGUGCGGCCGACUGCAUUGGGGAAGGCCAGGAUGCCGUGUUACAAGAUGGGACGCUGGGUACUCUCAUCAACGAGACAGAGUCCCUCUUCAAGACAAGAGAGAAGGAGUAUCAGGAGACCAUUGGGCAGAUUGAGCUGGAACUGGCCACAGCCAAGAGUGACAUGAACAGGCAUCUACAUGAGUACAUGGAGAUGUGCAGCAUGAAGAGAGGGCUGGACGUCCAGAUGGAGACCUGCAGGAGAUUAAUCAAGGGCGGCAGGACCUCACCGUCUUUCAGCUCAGUGGCGAGCAGCGAUUCGGGGAAUACGGACGAGAUCCAGGACGAGCUGGACAAGGACGGCGAUGGAGAGGGGGCGCCCAGCUGAUCGCCCCGCUAGGCCCUACCCCAGCUGGCCCUGCCCUGCCUUGGGUGGGCUAUCUUGGGCACCAUGACCCUAAAUGCUGCUGCCAAUGUCAUUCACCCCACCCUCACUGCUCCAAUAGUGGGAACAAUGUCUUUGGUUUCACUGGCCCCCGCCCAGUCCUACAGCUCACCUCCCCCCGCCUGUCUGGGGGCCUCUGCUUCCCCCCCCCAGCUUCACAUGGGCCAUGCAUCUUCACUUCCCCACCUCAUGCCAGGAAGACCCACCUUCACAGGGAAGCAGACAUCAGCCAGAGCAGCUGUGUGCUGAGCUUCCUCUCAUCCGGCCCCUCCCCUGCUUCGGACAGUCGGCGCCCCCUACAGACAGGCGCUUUUUACCCUCCAAAGACCAGGGACACGCAGCAAGAUAGAAAAUCAGAAAAAAUAUAUGAACCAUGCAGGACCUCACCGGGGGUGAGGAUAGGGGUGGGGGGGCGGCAGAGAAUCGAGGCAUCUAGAUUGCACUAGCCAAGACCAAUCCCCCUGGUACUGGUGCCCAACUUGUUGCCCUGCCUUAAAGUCACAUGGCACUUCUUCCCUUUUUGGGACAAAGGGGAGGUUGGCAGAGCCCCCCCCAUAGCAAAGCACACCCCCAGUUAAAAAACAAACAAAACAAAUAACAAAUGCUUGGUUCAGGUACUAUGCAAUUUGCUUGCCUUAUUUUUUAGACCCGUAUUUAUUACUGUCUUCAUUAUUAUUGAUGUUGUUUUGCCUUUUGCAGAGUUGCGUUUUUGUAAGUUUGACAUGCAUGGAAGGUUCAGAACGUUUAGUCCAAUGAGAAAAGCAGUGAACAGCGCCCCCGCGUGUCUGCGCUGAUGGAGACAGUAUGAGAAGACAACCCUAACUAAUAUUUUUUAAAUUGAAUCUGAAAACGAUUCAGUUGUUCUACAGAAUAAUUCAACCUUUAUUUGCGCUAACAUGAAAUGGUUAACCCUUCAUAUGGAGGGCUUACUAGCAAGUAUUAUAUUAAUUAAUUUCUAGACCCUUUUUAGAUCUCAGCAGCAGCGGCGCUUUCGUAUUAUUCGUUUUGAUAAGACGGAGAAAAAAGGUGCAUGUAGUUAACCAAAGUGGCCGCUAGAUGUCACCCCAGCCUCGCGCUUUUUGUUAGGUUGCCAUUCAAACGUUUUCUCUGUUUUUUACUUGUUUUUUCUUUUUUACGCGGAAAACCACAUGUAUUCAAUUGGCGCCUGAUCGUACCUUUAGUGGCCUUUUGCUUGAAAUGCUGAUUACACAUUUGUAACGUUUAUGAGUUUUUCAUUUUAGUAGUUUACUAUUUUUAAACGGGUGUAGGUGCUUGAAUACAUUUUAAUUUACAUUUUAUUUAUAGGCAUAAAACAACCUGUUGUGAAAAAGGAAGUCACAACACUGAUAUAUGUUAUAGUUAGUGAGGGUUAUGACAUUCAAGAAAACUUGCUACGUUACGGAUUACUGCAGUAUGAACCAUAACGUGAUACCUGUCUUGCAGUAAAACUGGUCAGAGUACUGCGAAAUGUACAUAACAUGCUAAUUUGUUUUGAAGAGCAGUUUGCUUUGCUCAGCUUGUAUUUGCUCUUCGACUUGUAUUUGCAUUGAACCCCUCUUCAUUGUUGUAGAUAUGAGGGAAAACCCAAAUCAUUACUGACCUGUUUCGUACAAAUGGAAGACGCGCACACUCGCGAACCCCAAAGCAGCACAUCUCUUACAUCGUUUUUAAAUAGUUUAUUUGGAGACGUGCGGGGCGAGUGUUCGCCUUCCCCCAUUAAUCCCUCCUGUCCACUGUGGUACUAUCUUGAGAAAAAAAAACCUGACGACGGACAAACUCAUUGUUGUUUUUCCUUUUGCGUUAUUUUUGGUUUCAUUUGUUAUGCAGGUUUGUAUAUUGUUAAAUAUGAUUUCCUUUUAUGUAUAUGUGAAAGGGAUGGGAAAUGAGUGUUCUCUGCUGUCUUAUAUUCAAAGGAUUCACAUGCCAAUGAUUUGAAAGCAACUUUAACAGUAGGACAGGCACAUAGUCCUUUAGUGAAGGGGCAUUUGAAGUCGGAACAGCCACUGCUUGGGUGAGAGUACUAAGCACCUCGGAAACACUUCAGACGGGUUCUAGACGGGUUCUUCACGGCGGGAGUGUGGGAGCUCCUGAUUCCGUUUACGUGGGCCAGUGUUGAAUUAGCAGGACUGGCCAGGAUAGUUUUUCUAGUUUUGCACUUAACUUCCUUACCCAAGGACCCGGUCCAUCUCCACGGUGUCAUGGACCUCCUCAGCCAAAGAUCACCUGAAGCCCGACUGGCAUGCCUGUAUAUUCAGUGAUCAACAGAGACUCGCUCCUCAAAACUGAGGACGUAGCACUUAAGAGGCUGGUUUUAUUUUAUCCAACCAAUGCCCCAACUCCCAAAAAACAUAUAUAAAUUAUUGUUCAUCUAUCAAAGGCAGUGUUUUUAUACAGUCCAUAUAACGUCUUUUCUUAAAUCAGUGGAUAUAAAGAUCAGUUUUAUAAAUAAAAAUGUUCCCAGACCCCUCGUAAGCUGCUUGGGGUCUAUGAGAGUCAGAAGCAGACAUAACAUUUAUGGUUCUCAAAUGUUUUUUUUUUUCCCAAAUGUUUUCCAGGCCUAGUUUAGCGAUGGAGCACUUUCCUUAAGUAUCGCUUUGUUGUGAAACUUUUUUGCAAUGUGAUUUUGAAAAGUAAGAGACAGGUCAAAACAUUUCUUACCUAUUUAAUGCAGUCCGAUUUUCUCUGCACACAAGAGAGAUGAACAGUCAUGAACCAUGUCAAAAUUUUGAAGUAGCUAUCCUAACUUGUAAACUUCCACGCAUCUUGAUGUGUUUCGCUAUCAAGGAUGACGACACCGUUACAGAACCGUGUCAGAUAUUCUCUUAACGAACCAUUGGAUGUUUCUCAUUAUGUCAUUGGUUAACCCUAUAGUUUGAUCUGGCGGCAUGGCAAUCACCAUGUGGAAAAAAUAGGUUUAGCCGUUAAUCUAGAGAAAAACGAUGCUCGCAUCAGCCUUGCUUUACCAAAGUAUAUAUAAUUUAUUUUUAGUGUCUAAAAUAAUUAAUUCCUCAUGCUGCUAGCCAUUAACCAAAAAAAGACAGCUUCUGAUGGGGGUGCAUACGUACGAUGACAGGGCUGCUUACAUCACAGAAUUUUCCUACCAGCUCCAAAAUCCGUGAAUCCUGUGAUCCUCAUCAGACCGACAACCCCUAAGAACACGCUGCUUCAGACCUUUGUGUUAGCAAGGGGCAUUAAAGGCUGAUCUAGCUACAACAAUUCUGUUUUUUUUUUCUUUUUUUUUUCUUUAAUCUACUCUGUCGCCUUAUCAGCUCAUCAGGGUACUAACCUUUUUUCCCAGAAGAAUAUAGUUAAUUUCUUAAUACAAAGUAUUUUAAUCAUUGUUAUAAGCAUUAUACUUUGAUGUUUAAAAAAACAAAUUAAAUGAUUGCAUUGAUUAUGUGGAAAUACAUUUACCAUAAUGGAUGUAAAUGGUGUCUGGGUUCAAAAAAAUAAAUAAAAAAAUAUUCGUGGGCAACA
Messenger RNA from Paramormyrops kingsleyae, 5532 nucleotides. NCBI's taxonomy places the organism in Eukaryota, Metazoa, Chordata, Actinopteri, Osteoglossiformes, Mormyridae. The record is from RefSeq and is a predicted model, not a curated record.